Thunnus maccoyii (southern bluefin tuna) is the source of this 1053-nucleotide messenger RNA. RefSeq names its product cilia- and flagella-associated protein 251. Gene Ontology annotation, molecular function: calcium ion binding. The record is from RefSeq and is a predicted model, not a curated record. Lineage: Eukaryota; Metazoa; Chordata; Actinopteri; Scombriformes; Scombridae. The coding region runs from base 1 to 1053 and encodes 350 amino acids. The transcript has 6 exons.
AUGGCACCUGUAAAAGGCUGGAUGGUGGGGCUCCUGCUGGUGCUACUGUGCCCAUCCCAGGCCCCACUUUCUGGUGUAGUGAGUGCCCAGGACGUGGCCAACGCAGAGGAAGAUGUCCACGCCAGAAUUGUAGAGGAGGCCGCAGCAGAAGAGACCGAAAAUGCUGAGGGUGAUGAUGGCGCAGGCGAAGAAGAGGUAGCAGAGGGGGGAGCGGAGGAAGAAUCAGAUGAUGAGGCUGAAAGUGAUGAACAGGAAGUGGAAGAGGAAGACAGGGAGGCUGAGGAGGAAGAAGAGGAGACUACUGAGGAGGAGGAAGAGGAGACUGCUGAGGAGGAGGAGGAGGAGGAGGAUGCUGAGGAGGAGGCAGAAGAAGAAGAGGAGGAGGUAGAGGAGAGUGCUGAUGAGGAAGCGGAGGAGGAGGAAGCUGCCGAGGAAGAUGAGGCUGAGGAGGAGGAGGCGGUAGAGGAAGAAGAAGAGGAAGAGGCCUCUGAGGAUGAGGAAGAGGCAGAAGAAGAAGAAGAAGCUGCUGAUGAGGAAGAGAGUGCUGAUGAGGAAGAGGAGGAGCACGCUGCUGAAGAAGAAGAAGAAGAAGAGGAGGCUGAUGAGGCAGAAGCAACAGAGGAAGAUGUGGAGGAGGAGGAUGCUGAUGAGGAAGCAGAGGCCACAGCUGAAAAUGAGGAGGCAGAGGAGGACGAGGAGACAACUGAGGAGGAAGAAGAGGAGGCCUCUGAAGAGGAUGAUGAGGCAGCUGGAGGAGAGGAGGAAGCUGAUGAAGAGCAGGAGGAUGCCGAGGAAGAGGCAGAAGAUGCUGAUAUAGCUGAAGAUGAGGAAGAUGAAGGUAGCUUCCGCUCUGGCUCUUUAUGUAGUGUUUGCUCCAUCUGUGAGCACUGUUCCACUAACUGUGACAAGUGCCCCUGUGAGGAGGAAGAUGAGUCGGAUCACUGUGAGCACUGCGAAGAAUGCUCAUCCUGCUACCUCUGCCCUAUACUGUGUGACACAAUUUGCACACCAGGCGGUUUUGUUGAUGAGCUGACUGGGACCAUCUUUCAGUAA